Ceutorhynchus assimilis (cabbage seed weevil) is the source of this 2465-nucleotide messenger RNA. Lineage: Eukaryota; Metazoa; Arthropoda; Insecta; Coleoptera; Curculionidae. The record is from the annotation of a GenBank genome assembly.
AUGUUGUUGAUUCAAAGAUAACAACAAACCCAGCAGAAAAAAUGCUAUUUCCCUUGGUAGUCAACAUAAUUAUGGCCCUUAUAGCCUACUUGGUGACCCUUAGAGUCAUCCCGAAACUUAAAGAAAAAUUCAUAAAGGCCAACUUGUUCGGAAUCGACAUGAGCAAAACGACCAGCGACAAAGUCCCCGAGUCUUUAGGGGUAGUAUCCGGGUUCAUUUUCCUAGUGACUAUGGUUUUGUUUAUACCAGUGGCUUUUGGUAAUAACUUAUUAGAAAAAGGGACAUUUCCUUAUGAUGAGUAUGUUAAAUACAUUUUGGCCCUCUUGUCAAUUUGCUGUAUGCUGCUAUUGGGAUUUGCAGAUGAUGUUUUGGAUGUUCCCUGGAGGCAAAAAUUACUGUUGCCUACAAUAGCCUCACUGCCCCUUUUAAUGGUUUACUAUGUAAGCUUCAAUACAACCAAUAUAAUAGUACCAAAGCCUUUACAAGACUAUUUAGGCCUUAGCAUAGAUAUUGGCCUAAUUUAUUACGUUUACAUGGGAAUGCUGGCUGUGUUUUGUACAAAUGCUAUUAAUAUUUUGGCUGGUGUAAACGGGCUAGAAGCUGGCCAAAGUGUAGUAAUAGCAAUUUCAAUAGCCCUAUUUAAUUUGGUCGAAUUGUCGGGGCCUUUAUGGAAGGCUCACCAGUUCAGUUUGUACUUCAUGCUGCCUUAUAUCGGGACUUCUUUGGCCCUGCUCAAACAUAAUUGGUACCCGGCUUCAGUGUUCGUCGGCGAUACCUUUUGCUACUUCUCCGGCAUGACUUUUGCAGUAGUCGGAAUCCUGGGCCACUUCAGCAAAACCACCCUGCUGUUCUUCAUGCCCCAGGUGUUCAACUUCCUCUACUCUUCACCGCAACUGUUCAAGCUCGUCCCUUGCCCCAGACACCGACUACCCAAGUUCAACUCCCGCGAAAAUUGCAUGGAGCUCAGCACUACAACCUUCAGGUAUUCGGAGUUGAAUGUUUUAGGUAAAUUGGUUUUGGGGGUUUUUAGGUUGUUUAAGUUGGUGCACUGGCAGGAGAAACAGGGAGUAGUUGUUACCAAUAAUUUUACUCUAAUUAAUUUGACAUUGUUGUAUUGCGGGCCAAUGCACGAGGCCAAAUUGACCUCAAUUCUUUUGGCGAUACAAGUUUUGAGUACUGGUUUAGCGUUUUUGAUACGGUACCCUUUUGCUUCGGUAUUUUACGAUGUUCAAUAAUAGGGGUUGAAAAAAUAAAAUAUUUUGUACAUUAUAUAGGACACAAAAGUGAAAUUUUUUAGCUGCAAAGUUCCUAUUAUAUAGUUUUUAAAUUGCCAAAAAUUUUACACUGAAUUUUGUUCUAAGUUGCACCAACAAUUACUCCCAAUCUCCAGUCCGCAUUGAACCCAAAAAAAGUACUCUCUAGAAUAGAAUUUUAGUGCCUUUCAAAAACUUUGUUCCAACCGUUCUAGAACGGUAAUUUCCAGUCGAUCAAUUCAUUUGUCAAGUAAAAUAAACGUUCAACUUAUUGAAAAAUAGCUGGGCAACUGGAAAUUAGUGGUUCUAGAACGGUUGGAACAAACCUAAAACCAAAUUAGGGUGUAUGUUAUAGACUUAAUCAAUUGUUACCAAUAUAGUUGUUUUUCCAAAAAAACCAUUUUAGGAUAAUUUUUUUCCCAAUAACAAGUCCUACAAUAAUUAGAAAAACAAGUUGUUGUUUAUUAAUAACAAUAAUAUGACUGAAUAUAAUAAUAAUAUAAUAAAGGUACAAGACACCGAAAAUAAAUUAACAAUAAUUGUAUAAAGACCGCACUGAAAUACAAUACAAAAUCACACCCCGUAAGGCUUGACAAGGUACUCGGAAAAGGCCUUCAAUUUAUCGCCCCCCCUAACUUCACUUUCCAGCAAAGGCAAUUUAACCACAUGGAAAUCUUCUUCAUACAAAUCAGCUAUUUGAUCCAAAUAUUUAUCUUGGAUUUUAAUCCUGGCAUUACACAUACGACACUUGUCUUCAUCUUUUUGUUUGAAAACUAAUUGAUUGACUACAAUAUUGUGAGUAUCUAUUUUUACUUUAGUUAAUUCUUGGACUAAUCUUUCUGUUUCGUAUAGGGAUAGGAAUUCUGCAAUGCAUACGCAUACGAAGGUUGUUUGAUCUGGAUUUUUAAACUGUUCAUUGACUUGUUUAAUAACACUUAAAAGCUCGUCAAUUUUUCCAGAAAAGUGAUCUACAUUUAAGUCAGCCAUACCAAAAAGACCACUGAAUUGGUUGAGCAUUGGGGCAACUUUUUGCUUGAUUUUCAUUAGUUUGCCAAGGCCUUUUUCCACUACUUGGGGAAAAGAUAGGAGCCUCAACGUAUGUCCAGUGGGAGCAGUAUCAAAAACCACUACAGAAAAAUUCAUGCUUUUUAUUAGUUUCAUUACUUCGGCGUAGGACAUUGUUUCGUCUGUGCCUGGGAAGGCGUUGAUUAA